AUGAUUGGAAGGGGGUAGCUGGGGAAUUCAUGUAAUUAAAUUGGCAAACGACAUUAUCUCAAACUUACCAGUUCGGUUUUAGAAAUUGGCUCCAACGUCUACCUUGCCCCAGUCGCCCACCAACCAUACCCAUCCCCUUGUUGUUGUACGUUUGAUCUUGAAUUGAACAAAUGGCUCGAAAGAAGAUUAGAGAGUACGACUCCAAAAGACUUCUCAAGGAGCACUUGAAGCGCCUUGGUGGCAUCGAUCUCCAGAUCUGCUCUGCUCAGGUGACACAGUCAACUGACUUUACAGAGCUGACAAAUCAGGAACCAUGGCUUUCUUCUUCAAGAUUAGUGGUGAAGCCAGAUAUGCUAUUUGGGAAACGUGGGAAGAGUGGUUUGGUAGCUUUGAAUUUAGAUCUAGCUCAAGUUGCUGAAUUUGUAAAAGGAAGGCUUGGCGUUGAGGUUGAAAUGAGUGGCUGUAAGGCACCAAUAACUACGUUCAUUGUUGAACCAUUUGUUCCACAUAAUCAAGAAUUUUACCUCUCAAUAGUUUCUGAAAGACUUGGAUCCACCAUUAGCUUUUCAGAAUGUGGAGGUAUUGAAAUUGAAGAAAACUGGGAUAAGGUUAAGACUAUAUUUCUUCCUACUGAAAAACUUAUGACCUUCGAGGCAUGUGCUCCAUUGAUUGCUACACUUCCUUUGGAGAUUCGAGGUAAAAUUGGUGACUUCAUUAUGGGCGUCUUUGCUGUCUUCCAAGAUCUGGACUUCAGUUUUCUAGAGAUGAACCCAUUUACCCUUGUGAAUGGAGAGCCAUAUCCACUGGAUAUGAGAGGAGAGCUGGAUGACACUGCUGCCUUCAAGAACUUCCAGAAGUGGGGUAAUAUAGAGUUUCCUCUUCCUUUUGGAAGAGUCCUGAGCCCUACUGAAAGCUUCAUUCACACACUGGAUGAGAAGACAAGUGCAUCUUUGAAAUUCACUGUUCUGAACCCAAAAGGACGUAUCUGGACAAUGGUAGCUGGAGGUGGUGCCAGUGUUAUAUAUGCUGAUACUGUUGGAGAUUUGGGUUAUGCAUCAGAGCUUGGCAACUAUGCGGAGUAUAGUGGAGCUCCUAAUGAGGAGGAAGUCUUGCAAUAUGCAAGAGUUGUGAUUGAUUGUGCCACCGCUGAUCCUGAUGGUCGUAAGAGAGCUCUUCUUAUUGGAGGUGGCAUUGCUAACUUCACAGAUGUUGCAGCUACUUUCAAUGGUAUUAUACGAGCCCUCAGAGAAAAGGAAUCCAAGUUAAAAGCAGCAAGAAUGCAUAUCUAUGUUCGAAGAGGAGGUCCCAACUAUCAAACUGGUUUGGCAAAGAUGCGCAGUCUGGGAGAAGAGCUGGGAGUACCUCUUGAGGUUUAUGGGCCUGAAGCCACAAUGACAGGCAUUUGCAAACAGGCAAUUGAUUGCAUCAUGUCUACAGCAUAGUUUCACAACCGAUUAUGUCCAUUAUCAUGCGUAUUGGGAAAUAACAUGGGGCAAUGUGUUUGAGAAGACAAUUUUUGUGCCGAGACAAUAAUUUUGUUUAGAAGGCAUCAACUAUAUCUUUAUUUGUUUCUUAAUUUAAAAGCUGGAUCAAAUUGUUAUAGACAUUGUUAUUAAUUUCCCUUUGUUAAUGAAACAAAUGUUGUGCAUUGGCAAUUUGUGACUUUGUGAA
Jatropha curcas is the source of this 1671-nucleotide messenger RNA. RefSeq names its product ATP-citrate lyase A-3 (gene ACLA-3). Gene Ontology annotation, molecular function: succinate-CoA ligase (ADP-forming) activity. Gene Ontology annotation, cellular component: succinate-CoA ligase complex. NCBI's taxonomy places the organism in Eukaryota, Viridiplantae, Streptophyta, Magnoliopsida, Malpighiales, Euphorbiaceae. The record is from RefSeq and is a predicted model, not a curated record. Gene Ontology annotation, biological process: succinyl-CoA metabolic process; tricarboxylic acid cycle.